AUGGCGGCUCCUCCGCCGCGAGGACUCUCCCUCUACGACAACCUUCACGAUCCCAACGAUCCCUCACCCUCAGCGACAAUCUCAUCCGCGCCGGUGACCUACAAGCAAGGCGGAUCAACAGCCGGCGACCAAGCAGCCAAGAAGCCACUCAACAAUGCCGCGCUCCAGUUCCAACCUAUACGACGUCCGCAGGUGAAGCAGCCCAAAGCCAAGACGACAUUCCCCAAAGCCAUCCCCAGAACCGCACCUGCCGCAGCCUCAGCGACUGCCCCAGCAGUAGCCGCUAGAGCUGCGCAAUCAAUACCGCAUCAGAGCACGCUUGCCGACUGGGCGGUGACAGAGGAAGAUGAGUGGAUGUACGGCAUCGGAGAGAAGCGCCAGCGCGGCGGUCGCAAAAAGAGGAAGAAGCGACAGGAAGAGUUCGAGACAAAUUGGGACGAGAUGUACGACCCGACGAGACCGACAAACGUGGACGAGUUUCUCAAGAGCGACGAGAAGGUAGAGGAAGUCAGAGAGUGGAAGGCGUUGCUAUAUCGGCACCGCAAGAGGCAGGAAGAAAGCGAUCUGUCAGACUCGGAUGAGGAGACAGCACCACCUCCGAGAAACCGCAGACGAAGCAUAUGCCCGCCGUCUGGCCCUCUCAGGCCAACAACAUCCUCCACCUCCACCACCUCCACCAUCGCCACCACCGCCCCAAACCUCCGAAUCAUCACAACCUCCCGCUCCACCACCGCCCUCAGAAGAACCAGGCACAAUUCAAACAACGGCGCCAACGACGAAGACGACGACGACGCAGGCUACUCACCACCACCAACCUUCAACCAAACCGACCAAGACGCCAACAACACCCCCGAAGACACAGACACCCAGCAACAACGCACCAACCGCCCCGGCCAAGCCGGCUUCGCCCAGCGCCUCAUGUCCAAGUACGGCUGGACGAAGGGCGCCGCACUCGGCGCCAACGAAUCAGGCAUCCUCAACCCCCUGCGCGUGCAGGUCGAGAAGCGCCGCAAGAGGGCCGACGCCGACGGCGGCGGCUGGGCCGAUCCCGCCAACAAGGCCAAGAUCAUCGGCGGCCGGCGCAAGGACGGCGAGGGCGCGAGCAAGUUCGGCCCCAUGAGCGAGGUCAUUGUGCUGCGCAACAUGCUCGACAACAUGCCCGACCUCGAGGCCGAGAUCGCCGACGGCCUAGGGCAGGAGAUUGGGGAGGAGUGCGGCGAUAAGUAUGGACGAGUCGAGAGACUGUACAUUGACGUGGAGACUCGCCAGGUCUUCAUCAAGUUCACAGACCAAGUGUCCGCCUUGCGAGCAGUCAAUGAGCUGGACGGCCGUGUUUUCAACGGCAACAACAUCAUUCCAAAGUUUUACGAUACGGAACAGUUUGAAAAGGGCAUCUACGUAGAUACGACUAGUUAG
Molecule: messenger RNA, 1416 nt
Organism: Trichoderma citrinoviride
Lineage: Eukaryota; Fungi; Ascomycota; Sordariomycetes; Hypocreales; Hypocreaceae
Exons: 4
Coding region: 1-1416 (471 amino acids)
Biological process (GO): mRNA cis splicing, via spliceosome
Cellular component (GO): precatalytic spliceosome
Molecular function (GO): nucleic acid binding
Source: RefSeq, a predicted model, not a curated record